Messenger RNA from Perognathus longimembris pacificus (Pacific pocket mouse), 4361 nucleotides. RefSeq names its product inhibitor of growth family member 5 (gene Ing5). Gene Ontology annotation, cellular component: nucleus. Gene Ontology annotation, biological process: positive regulation of DNA-templated transcription; positive regulation of apoptotic signaling pathway. Gene Ontology annotation, molecular function: chromatin binding. The record is from RefSeq and is a predicted model, not a curated record. The transcript is spliced from 8 exons. Bases 262 to 903 code for a protein of 213 amino acids. Lineage: Eukaryota; Metazoa; Chordata; Mammalia; Rodentia; Heteromyidae.
GGUGAGAUCCGUCGAGGGUCGUCCCCCUAUGUGGGCGUGGUCUAACAGAAGGUACCGCCCCUUCCCCUUCCGGCCCGGCCCGGAAGUGUUCGCCGUCAGCUACACUUCGCUUUCCCUUCCUGCAGAAGGCAAGCUGUGACUUAAGGUCUCCAGAAUUUCUUUUGUUACCCUGGGCCAGACCUUGCACUCUUUCCGAACUCUCAGGAGGACGGCAGCCGCAUUGAGAACCUUCCCUGCGAACUUCAGAGGAAUUUCCAGUUGAUGCGUGAGUUAGACCAGAGGACAGAAGAUAAGAAAGCAGAGAUUGACAUCCUGGCUGCAGAGUACAUCUCCACAGUGAAGACUCUUUCUUCUGAUCAGCGAGUGGAGCACCUGCAGAAGAUUCAGAAUGCAUACAACAAGUGCAAAGAGUACAGUGAUGAUAAGGUGCAGCUGGCCAUGCAGACCUACGAGAUGGUGGACAAACACAUCCGAAGGCUUGAUGCUGACCUGGCACGAUUUGAGGCAGACCUGAAGGACAAGAUGGAUGGCAGUGACUUUGAAAGCACGGGAGGACGAGGACUGAAAAAAGGUCGGAGUCAGAAAGAAAAAAGAAGCUCCCGAGGUAGAGGCAGGAGGACCUCAGAAGAAGAUACUCCAAAGAAAAAGAAGCACAAAGGCGGGUCUGAGUUCACGGACACCAUCCUGUCUGUGCAUCCCUCUGACGUCCUGGACAUGCCUGUGGAUCCGAAUGAGCCUACAUACUGCCUCUGCCACCAGGUGUCCUAUGGGGAGAUGAUUGGCUGCGAUAAUCCAGAUUGUCCAAUUGAGUGGUUUCACUUCGCUUGUGUGGACCUCACCACGAAGCCCAAAGGAAAGUGGUUCUGUCCCAGGUGUGUUCAGGAAAAGAGGAAGAAGAAGUAAGGAAGAGGCUGUGUGCCCAGAUUGAAGAGCAAAUUAAUAUAUUCCUUCUUUUGUGUUGCAAUAUUUUCUUUAAUUUUAAAACUACCUUAUUUCGACUGCUACUUCAUAACUCAGUGGCCAGUUAUGAUUUUGGAUGUUUUCUAAAAUAAGAAACCACCACAUCCUGUUUUCACAGAUAAGAAACCUCUGAAGGAUUUGCCACAGCGAUUAUGUACAGACUCCCUAGCUCUUGCCAUGGCAGCCUUUAGGCCAGCCUGGGGCCAAGAGUGGGUAUUUUUAAACUCAGGCUGCCAGGCAAAGGACAUGGUGGAGACAUUUUAACCUGGCACAUCACCACUGUUUUGUGACCAAAAUCAGCCUUGAGUGUCCGCCUGCUGUUUUCUGGUAUAUGACACCAGGAAGGCUAUCUGCCGCUCUGUGAGCAUUGAUGCCCUGGAGCUUUGUUCUCAUCUUGACUCUGGCGGCAUGGACUCUUGAACAGGACACCUCUGAUGUGCCUGGGAGGGCGGGGCUUUCCCAGGAGGAGUUGCCUCUGCCUCAAGGUGCACAGCCUUUUAGCAAAGACUUGCUGUCCUCCUGGAGAUUCACCUUUCCGAGGAAACGGCUCUCCAUCAGCCUCGGCUGUUAGGUACCACAGUCAGCACUGCCAAGCAUCCUAACCACUGGGCUGAUGUCCGUUUCUCUGGAAAUUCCUGACACCUCUACUGUGAAGAUGAAAUUAUUGUAAUAGCAUGAAGCUCGUGCGUCUGUGUGUCUAUGAAGUGAGUCUGUCUACUACAAGCUGGUUUUAGAACUCUGUUUAUGUUGCAUACCACUAGACCCGUAGCUUACAACCAAGGGGAAUACAGUUAUGUGACUUGAUUUGUGAAUUCACGUACCCAAUAGUAGUUCUGGAAUGAAGGUAGAUAGAUAUACUUGUUUAAUAUGCAUUCACCAAAUCAAUGUUGAAUAGUCCUUUUGGUAAUAGUUGGAGAAAAUACAUACACAUCGCCUGUUGAGAUAUGUUUGUGGCCGUACCUUGUGUCGAGCCUCCAUAGACUCAGCCAUCCUCUAGCAUGUAUUCCGAGUCUGUGGGACCAACGGAAGCCAUCCUCACACAGGAAAAGAACUGAGAUGUAGAAUCCCAGCCUAAGGAGGGAGGGCUUCCUCUCUCUAUGGAGGGCCUUGGACUGACCUGCUGUUUCCAUCUGGUAGCCAGUUCCAAUAUGCUUUCCUUCCAUUGUCCAGCUCUUCACUGACACCAGGAAUGAAUGAGAAUGAGGAUAGCAGGGACACUGAGGUCAGGGUGGCAUGGGGGCUGAUAUUCUCUACGUUCUGUUCCUGGGUUGUCAGAACUGACAAGCCAGUGGAGUGGCCUGUGCGUGUGUCUACUGUAUGUGUUGGUUAGUGGUGCUGACCCUUCCCUGUGGCCUAUGAGGGCAGCCAGUGGCAACUGUUGCAGUAGCUCUUCCAUGUUGAGUCCCCAGGGCUUCCCUUAGAUGUGCAGAUGUUUUCCAGCAGCUCAGAAAGGAAAGGGCCCUGAGGUCAGGGCUGGAGGGUCCAUCUCAUUCUUAGCCAAGCAUGAAACUGAGAUACAUUUUUUUAGUUUAUAAGACCAUUUUGUUGACACAGAUAUUUCAAGAUUAGGGAAAAUAAGUGAGAAAAGGAUUUUUCUUUUUUCCUGGUGCUGAGAAACCCAUGAGAUCUUGUACAUACUUUAUUAUUAUUUUUAACAGAGUGUCCCUUUGUAGUAUAGGCUGGCCUCAAACUUACCACCCUCCUACCUCAGCCUCCUAAAGGCUUGCCCAGCUACUUUGUCAUUUUUAUAAGCACAAGAAGUUUGUGAUCAGACACUGCCUGAGGAGCUGAGUUAGAAUUGACUUCAUCCUGGGAUGUCUCUACCCUGUCAUCACUAAGUAGAAAUGUUAUCUGUUGGAAGAGGUGCCGGGAGGCUGGUUUGGUUUUGUCUUCCAGCUUCCUGAGGCCCAGCGGGGUUCCCUGGGCAGGCAGGGGUCUUCCCUAUUUCCCAUGUGGUGGUGCCAUGCUCGUGCCACUGUGGACUGAUACUGUAUUGGCUUUCCUUUCUCCAGUCACAAUAAUGUCAACCAAACAGUAUGCACAUACUUGAGAACAGGUUUGGGAAUUUGCCUAGCAAAUGAAGUGUGAAGCCUGUGCUUGACCCUAGCACCAAACAACAGAAAACAAGUUAAGAAAGUUCUCUGGAUGUCAUUUGGUGCCUGAUAGGAUGCCUGUCCUGACUGUCACUGCCCUCUGCAAGCAGGAAGCACUUUCCAGAAUGGCCACAGGUUGAAAAGAAUGUGACACUGCAGGGACAUUGGCGUCAUGCUGCUGGGCCCUUGGGCCUCGCUCCUUAAGGUCUGACCACCUGUGCUUACAAGGUGUUCAGGUUUAUGUGGGGCAGAUCCUCCACACCUGCCGAGCCAGACCUGCCCUGGAAGAGGUUGUGCGGCCACCUGCAUCUUGUGGACUGAGGGGAUCUGAGCUGAACCCCUCACAUCAUGUCACUCUGGCAGCUGCCUUCCCUGUGCCAAGGGUACGCAUCACCUGUGGUGAGGUUCACUGCAGUGCAGAAGUGUUUUCUUGAGAGGAAAAAAAAUCAAGUCAUUUUCCUCAUUUUCAGCAUUGCAUAGUCAGCAAUGGAGGGAUUUUUCUAAUUGUCUUGCAGGAAAAGCAGUAUGAUGUAUUAAAUAAAAAGCUUAUUAAACGGAGCCUCCAGAUCUGUGAAUGUGCUAGUGGAAUGUGCCGUGGACCAGGCAGGGAGCUGUUGCCUGGCCGUCCUGUCUAUCCUUCAGGUUGGAGCCUGUGUGGCGCAGGUGCAUGUAAGAGCAGCAUGAACCAGCCUACCGGCUGGCUGUCUUCCAGUCUGCAUGAAGAGCCAUGCUGGUGGGAAGGGUUGUGGGUAGCUAGGGCAGACCACCUGGCUCACUCCUGUCCACACAGCACCCAGCACUCUGCCUCCUCACUUGUCCCUGCAGCUCUUUGCAGGGCCUGCUUUGAGCAAUAACUGUCCAAAGAGCAGCUUCCUCCUGUGACCACAGAGCCAAGAGUCAGCCAUGGCUAGGGUUUGGAGGCUUGGUCUUCAUGGUUUGCAAUAAUGAGGAAUGUAUGAAAGAUUUAAGGCUUUCUUAGAUUUUUUUUAGCCAGCAGUGACUGUUCCUGUGGUGAGAGUUUAAAGCAAGGGAAGACUAAGAAGAGUAUUCUCUUUGAGAGUGUCUGGGAAGUGUCUCCUAGAUCUGUGCUUUGUGGUUUCCUUCACCACACUCCAUCCAAAAGGAUGAUAGAGCUUUAACAUGAAUGUCACAUCCUAUUUUCAAGGGAUUAUUACCUAUGUUCCCUUUGUACAGGAGAGAUGUUAAUGUAAAUCUUUUUAUUAAAUAAUGUAAAGUUGUUUACCUGUAUUUUUGGAUCAUGUUAUAGAUUAUGGGUAUAUUGUUUAAUAAAGUAUUUUUGGAAACAAA